AUGUCUCAUCAAACUUCAAAGUUCAUCACUCUCUUCUUCUGCGCAACUGCAAUGGCUCUAAUGACCCGCCCAACAGCUACAGCCACUGCACCCGCAAUUACAGCCCACACAGGCAUAAUUCCCCCAGCAUGCACUUGCGGCUUCUUCUGCGUCGGCAUAAUGGCCGUUCUCCCCUGUGAAGAUGAAGAUCCCCACCUCCCCGCAGUAACAGCACCUCCAGCCAUAACCGUAGCUCCACGUCUUUACUGCACCGAUGGCUCGACAAUCCUGCACACAACCGAUUGCACGAUGGGUACAUCGGUUUCCUAUUGCUUCAAGCCGGAUCCGCCUAUCUCGUGCGAAGAUGGCUAUUUCCCUUCCGUCUGGCAUCCAGAUCACUGUUUGGAGCAAUCAACCUGUUUCCCGCUUGACGCUGUCUGGAUAACGACGGAGUGUUCGAACGGAGCUAUUCCGUACACGACAACGACGCUUUAUGAUGGAAUGCUUGCUGGGACGUCGACUGUUGUUAGUGCGGUUUCUUGUUCCUGCGCAACUGAUCAAUGGUAUAGUAUGACCAUGUUGGAUGGGGGUUCGGAGCUCGAUACUUUCUGUAUGCCUUAUCAGUCUUGUCCACCUGGUAUGACUACUUCUAUUAGUAUUAAUGAGUACUGCGCUACGGCUACGGCGGAUGUUUGUCGUGAUGUUCCUACUGAGACUUCGUACUGUCGCUGUGCUGAUCCGACUGAGGUUCCUGUUUAUCCGGGGCAGCCUGGUGGGACGGCUAUUGGAUGUGCAUAG
This is a messenger RNA of Penicillium odoratum, 777 nucleotides long. RefSeq lists its product as uncharacterized. The coding region runs from base 1 to 777 and encodes 258 amino acids. The record is from RefSeq and is a predicted model, not a curated record. The transcript is spliced from 2 exons. NCBI's taxonomy places the organism in Eukaryota, Fungi, Ascomycota, Eurotiomycetes, Eurotiales, Aspergillaceae.